GUCCCCACCCCCGCUUACCUAAACCCGAGGCUAAUAAGAAUGCCCCUCCCGGCACGGAUAGCGAUAGUUAGGCCUUUAGAGACACUCAUUUUUUUCUUAUCAGAUCCUGAACGUCAUCUGAACUUCGUCGGCCUACCUCAUCUCGUGUAUCAGCGCCACCGAGCCAAAAAGUCCUGUUUCCCUCCACCUUCUCGUUGUAUUCCCUCAACUACAGGAUCUCAUAUCCUCCCCUCAACGCGCCCUCCUUCAGCCCUUAAUACCCCCCAAUCCCACACGCCCAAUGGACGACGGAACAGCCGGCUCCGCUUCCACUGCGGCCAACUACCACAACCAUCGCAAAGAUAACCACAGUCAGUCAGCCAUGGUCCGGAACAGCACUUUAGAGCUCGAGGACAUCCCCGGCGCGCGGAUACGUGGCGAUGGACACAUCUCUGCCACGCAGCGCAUGCUGGCUGCAUGUUCGGGAAGCUUACUUACAAGCUUACUUGUAACGCCUCUAGAUGUGGUGCGAGUUCGGCUUCAAGCUCAGCACCCGGCUCCUGCCCAAUCGUCGUCGUCGUUAGCUCCACACAUUUCCUCUGAUACCCUCGGUCGUGCUAGGAGCCUACCGCUUUCUCCCAUUCGGUUCCAGUCGACGGCGGCACUCUCGACUCCAGAGUUGGGCGUUACGGCGUGCUGUAGGGAAGUGUUCUGGGUGGGCAACACUGCCGAGGCAUGCCUUGCAUCACCGACGAUCCCGACGGCGCUUACCGACAGCUGCAUCGUCGAGCAAACGUCGAGCCGACGGUUCUCGGGCACCUGGGAGGGACUCGUCAAGAUUGCACGUUAUGAGGGGUUGUCGUCGCUGUGGCGCGGCCUAUCGCCGACGCUCCUCAUGUCCGUCCCUUCCAACGUCAUCUACUUCACCGGCUACGACUGGCUACGCACCUCGGAUGUAUCGCCGUUCUCAUCGCUCGGUGGUGUCACAGCGCCCCUGUUGGCUGGCUCCGCCGCGCGCGCUAUCGCCGCCUCGGUGAUUUCGCCGCUGGAACUGUUCAAGACUCGUCUCCAAGCCACAAGCAACUUCGGAUUCCAAGACACACUCCACGGGAUCCGCACGAUGGUGCACACCGAGGGCGCGCUGACGCUCUGGCGCGGCCUCGGCCUGACGCUCUGGCGCGACGUCCCCUUCUCAGGUAUAUACUGGCUCGGCUACGAGCGGAUCAAGGAGCGUCUGCGCACGCGUCGCGAAGCGCAGUGGUCACUCCUGCACGACCACCCGACCGGCAUACUGCUCCCGUCGGCGCAGUCGAAGCGGAAGGAGGACCUCCAUGCCGAGAGCACGUUCCUGGACGCAUUUAUUGCCGGAGCUUCGAGCGGCGCUGUGGCGGCAUUCCUCACUACCCCAUAUGAUGUCGGAAAAACGAGACGCCAGAUCGCCCAUGCCCGCGGCCAGGAGAUCGGUGCGAAGGCUAUGAGCAUGCCGAAGGUCCUGUUCGAGAUCUGGAGGGAGGGCGGGCUCCAGGGCUUGUGGAAAGGAUGCACCCCGAGGAUGUUGAAGGUUGCGCCUGCUUGUGCAAUCAUGAUCUCGAGCUACGAGGUGUGCAAGAAGGCGGCGAUGCGCGUGAACCACAAGAACAACCGCGAGCUGUAGGCUGUAGGCUCUACACGUCAGAUCUGAUCAGUUACUAGGUUUCUUAGGUAGCUGAUAGGUAGCUGAUAGCUGAGAGAGAGAGAGAGAGUUGUAUGAUACUAGUAUACCGCGGCGCACCUAAUCUUUCGCACUUAUGGGUCUGGUUGAGGGGCGCCCCGGUUGCUUUACAUUUUCUUUCCUUUUCUUUUCCUUUUCUUUUUUUCUGUUUUUUUUCUGUUUUUUUUCCU
This is a messenger RNA of Tricharina praecox, 1860 nucleotides long. RefSeq names its product mitochondrial carrier domain-containing protein. Gene Ontology annotation, biological process: mitochondrial transmembrane transport. Bases 281 to 1633 code for a protein of 450 amino acids. The transcript has 3 exons. NCBI's taxonomy places the organism in Eukaryota, Fungi, Ascomycota, Pezizomycetes, Pezizales, Pyronemataceae. The record is from RefSeq and is a predicted model, not a curated record.